Molecule: messenger RNA, 9354 nt
Organism: Mya arenaria
Lineage: Eukaryota; Metazoa; Mollusca; Bivalvia; Myida; Myidae
Product: excitatory amino acid transporter 2-like
Exons: 8
Coding region: 1895-3238 (447 amino acids)
Biological process (GO): L-glutamate transmembrane transport
Cellular component (GO): plasma membrane
Molecular function (GO): glutamate:sodium symporter activity; L-glutamate transmembrane transporter activity; neutral L-amino acid transmembrane transporter activity
Source: RefSeq, a predicted model, not a curated record
UUAGCCCCUUCAUUGCUUGUUGGCACCCGAAUUAUUUUUAGCCUCUUCAUUGCUUAUUGGAACCCGGAUUAUUUUUAGCCCCUUCAUUGCUUAUUGGCACCCAGAUUAUUUUUAGCCCCUUCAUUGCUUGUUGGCACCCAAAUUAUUUUUAGCCCCUUCAUUGCUUGUUGGCACCCGAAUUAUUUUUAGCCCCUUCAUUGCUUAUUAGCACCCGGAUUAUUUUUAGACCCUUCAUUGCUUAUUGGCACCCUGAUUAUUUUAAGCCUCUUUAUUGCUUAUUGGCACCCGGAUUAUUUUUAGCCUCCUCAUUGCUUAUUGGCAUCCGAUUUUUUUUAGCCUCUUCAUUGCUUAUUGGCAUCCGGAUUAUUUUUUGCCUCUUCAUUGCUUAUUGGCACCCGCAUUAUUUUUAGCCUCUUCUUUGGUAGUUGGCACCCUAAUAAUUUUUUAGCCUUUUCACUGGCUAUUGUCACCCGAUUGAUUUUUUGGUUUAUUGAUACCCGAAUGAUUUUGUAUCCGCUUCAUUGGAUUAAGUUGCACCCGAAUGAUUUUUUAGCUUCUUCAUUGUUUAUCAUGUCUUAUUACUGAAGGUAGAAGGAGGAAAAUAUAAAAGAACAAAAAAACCUACCUACCAACCCACCCCUCAAACUGUAGGUCAGCUUAGGCCCUCAAUUCUUUUUAGUCUUGGCCUGAUGCUUAAUCACAAUAGCAUCAGUUGAACUGAUGAAUCAUAUUACAUAAAAGUGAAUGACUUGCCUGAUACCUUGUAUGAUGUGUAAUAUAAAUAAUUAAACUGAUAAGAAAAUUUCUAUAAAAUACUGUUUCAUAUGGAAACAUUAUGUGUUUAUCUUUUGCUUUUUAUGUCAGUAAGUUAAUACCCAGACACUUCAGGAUUUUCACAUUAUUUUGAUCACAAAUUUAUUUUAUUUCAUUACGACUUUGGGUAAAAUAAAUCUUUCCACAAUAUUUUCUCAUCUUAUAAUUGUUGUUUAGUGUACAAGUUAAUUUUAUUGUUGAUUUGCCAAAAAUAGUAGUUAAUGAUUUUAUGAUGAUCUAAAUAUUAUUGUCAUAGCCUUGAUGUCGUCCAUUAGCGUUAGCAUGAAAAGCCAUAAUUUUGGCCGUAAUAUUCUAAAGCCUUUCCAAUUCAAAUGAAACUUGGUACACAUAAUACCAGAGACAAUACAUACAGGUACAGCAAAGCCCAAAAAGCUAUCUGGCAUAAAUCCACAAUGAAAUAGAUCGUAUCUGGCCGGAAACGAUAGCGGGCAAAGAUCUCCUCUUCCCUCAGGUCCUCCAGCGGGUUGCUCCCAUCUCUGAAAACACAAGGAAGUGGCACUUGCCUCUGAUAAAUAGGAUUUCUAACAAUAGCUCUAUGUCCAGCUGACAUCUUGGAAGGUUGCAAAGCUUCUAAAUUAUAGACUCAGCGUUUGAGACUCAGACUCAGACUUUGGACUCAAAUUUUGAUCUCAGAAACACUAGUGAAUACCGUUUUACAGCCAAAAGUCUGAGUCUUGUGUCCUUAGUUUACCUUUGAGGCUUAGACAUGUAUGUGAAUACGACCCCUGGCUUCAAUAAUUAUUGAGUUCUGACCUUUGUUUAGCUGAAAAACAACAGGCGAGCCUUUGCUCUCAAGCGCUCUUGUUAUUUGUUUGAAAUUAGUUAUAGUUUUAAGUUUAUCUCAAGAAUUGUUUUACUUGUCCAGGGAGGUAAACCUGGACUUAAAUAUGCUUGUAACUUUUUUUCUCUCCAACAGGAGUACACAUACACUCGUGCAAAUCGAGGGGCAGUCUAGCCGCCAGACAUUGUCACAUUGAAGGGUGACAAACAAUGGUUAAGGCUCGGUCAGAAGCUAACCUUAUAAAGUGUAUCGUCUCUCGAUGCCAAGGCAAGCGGCCACAUGGGCAUUCGAACGCUGAUCUACUACUUCGGGACGACGUUCAUGGCAAUCAUCAUCGGCGUUAUUCUUGUUGUCACCAUUCACCCCGGUCAGAUGGACCUGAAAGACAAGCUUGCUGUUAGUAAUGUGGACAGUCGCCUCACCGGAAUGGACGCUUUUCUGGAUCUUGCCAGAAACUUUUUCCCAGACAACCUGGCCCAGGCCAUGUUUCAGCAUGUGAAAACUGAGUAUAAAAACGUCACUGAGCACAGAAAACGUAUCGAGCAGAUCAACGUUACUGACGUUGUUGCUGGCACAACCCUCAUGGUGAAUACGACUACGGGUCUGCCCCUAAACGUGACCUUGAGCCCCAUUGGAAAUGUGACGAAUGUGAUUGUUGAGUAUACGGUUGAAGUUGAGAAGAAGGGACUGCAGUUGGGGAAUGGCAUUAACGUCCUCGGUUUAAUCUGUUUCUGCGUUGGGUUUUCCAUCUACCUGAGCAAGAUGGGAGCGGAGGGUCAGCCAAUGAUCGACUUCUUUAACAUUCUCAACGACAUCGUCAUGAAACUUAUCAUGCUGGUCAUGUGGUAUUCCCCUGUGGGUAUCAUGUUCCUUAUCUGCGGAAAGAUUCUGGAGCUCGAGGACAUCGGAGCGGUGGCCGCACGCCUGGGACUCUACAUUGUCACUGUUGUAUCGGGCCUCGUGGUUCAUGCCUGCGUCUCGCUCCCACUCACCUACUUCAUCAUCUGCAGGAAAAACCCACUCAAGCUGUUCCAAGCUGUGUUUCAGGCUUGGAUUACUGCCCUUGCUACAGCAUCUAGCUCGGCAACACUGCCAGUGACAUUCAAGUGUCUUGAAGACAACAUGAAUAUUGACAAGCGUGUCACACGAUUUGUACUGCCAGUAGGAGCCACAAUCAACAUGGACGGGACAGCCCUUUACGAGGCAGUUGCCCCGAUCUUCAUCGCUCAGAUGAACGGCAUUGAACUCUCCUUCGGGCAAAUACUCACUGUCAGCUUGACAGCCACAUGUGCAGCUAUAGGCGCGGCAGCUAUUCCAAGUGCGGGCCUCGUGACAAUGUUGAUGGUGCUAACCUCCGUCGGACUCCCUGUAGAGGAUGUCAGCAUUAUCCUUGCUGUCGACUGGUUCCUUGACCGGCUAAGGACGAGCGUAAACGUUCUGGGAGACAGUUUUGGUGCUGCCUGUGUGGCGCACCUCAGUCGCCAUGAGUUACAAGAAAUAGAUCGCCACCACCAGGCUGUUGAGAUGGAAGAAAUUGAUGGGAGCAUGAAGGCAAAUGGUGGGGAUAAUGUUACGUCACAGGGCGCAGAUGGUGGGGAACUUUAUCCUGAUCCCAAUGCUUGAGGAUUUUGAUCGAAUUGACCUUUAUCCUAAUCUGAGAGUGUGAGGACUUUGUUCGAAUUAUAAUUAACUGUCAUUGUGCUAAGAAUACAUUAGGCCACAAUUAAUCAAAUGGUUUGUUUGGUUUCCGUAUCCAUGACCUGAAUUUUUUAUUAGCAUCGCAAGUGGUCAUUUUUAGCUCUACUAGCCAAAGGCCAGAAGAGCCAUGGCGCGGUGUUCGUCAUCCGUGCAUGUGUCUGUAAACAAUUGCUUGUGAAUGGGGGUAAAGUCUUAAUAGUUUUAAUAGUAUCUUAAUCAAACUUGUACAAUAGUUAGAUAGCCAUGAGAGCUUGGUUCCUUUCUUAAACCAGGCAGGUAGGCCCAUGCAUUACUGGAUUAUAUCUCACGAAAUUAUCAGAAUUGCUAUUGUAUCAAAUUAAAAAAUUACAGUCUAAGGGACACAACCUGUAUUCAGUCACUUAAGUUGGUUUUAUCUUUUUAACUUCCUUCGCUUCGUUAAAGACUUAAGAGAGACAACCUGUAAAGACUGCGUGUGGUUGGUUCUCUUCCUUCCCUUUGUGAACUAUCAGUAUGUUGUCUCUUUCUCAUACAUACAUACUCUAGAUUGAAAAUGACCAUAAGAGCCAUGCAAGCAGAGCAUGGGGCCCUCAUGGGCCUCUUGUUUAUUUUAUUCUCAUAACCGAGUUUAGGAGUAUAGAUGUAAAGAAACAACACAAAGAAAACACCUAAGCAACUCAACAAUACAUAAAACUGUGUUUAGGGUAACGCCAAACAAGCUAUAUAUUAACUGUGGCCUAAAUUAACGCUUUUUAUGUGCAUUGUUUACAUGAUUUUUUCAUGUAAAACAAUUAUAACUCUGUGAAAUUAGUCACUGUUGGUGUUAUGUAUGUACAUGUACCAUUAAUGGAACUUCAAUAACUGAGCGACUUCAAAUGCAAAAUAGACUUAAAGCAUUAAGAUUUGAUAGUUGUAACACAUUUACGUUUUCAAAAAGAAAAAUAUGAGAGAUUCAGACCCAUGUUAGAAAAUGAAGAUAUAUAUAGAUAUAAACAAAUGUUUAGCUUAACUUUGUUAAUUCAGUCAGGAUUUGUAAUAAUGGUUAAGGGUUAUUAUCAUGCGUUUACCAAAGAUAAAUUGGCGUGGAGUGUCACAGACCCAUAUAUUUUGUAAAUGCAUACUAAUCUUUAACCAACUAAGUGUUAUUAAUUAUAUUUUGUCUACUGAUUCGGCCUCUAUUUAAUGCUACAAAUUGACUUGAUUAAAGCUAACUGCAGACUUACCAAAUAAAAUGGUCCACAAAUUUGAAAAUACUGCAUUCACAUUGGAAAAAAUAUAAUUUUGAACACUAAAAGUUUCAUGGAAGAAGUGUAAUACAAAACCUGUAUGGAAGUAAAUGAAAGUCGGCUUCUCUUAACAGGGAUUGAUAUUUGGCAAUGGAUGAAAUUUGAUCAUGUAAAGUCAUGUAGGUGUGAGAUUUCAAUGUUGUACUCAUUUGUUUGUGAAAACUACUUGGAGUGUUUUUUAUAGUGGUUCCAAGUGGAAAUACGUAGAAAUAGAUUAAUCAUGGUUGUGACCUCAGUGUUUAAAGUACAGUUAGUUGUUUACAUUUUGUUUUUGGCGUGUUCUUAGUUUUAUAGUUACAUGUGUGGUCUUUAUUCUGUUGACCAAGCUUAUAAGAAAUUUUCAUUAUUGUUUGAUCACUCGACUACAAAAUAAGACUGUUAUUUUCUUUCUAUUUAAACUGCCAUGAACUGUUAAAAAAAUAAAUUGAUCCGCUGUAACUGCAUUGAAUGUAAACGCUGCACUGGUUUGAUUGUCCGGUUUGCGCAGUGGUUAGCGCACUUGCUUCUCACCUUGGUGACCCGGGAUUGAUUCCCGGCCUAGGCGCCAUCUCAGUUUGGUUUGUGGUCACAGAGCUGGACAGUAAGGUUUCUUGCGGGAACUCUGGUUUCCCCUACAACACAAGACCUAUGAUGUAAUAACUUGUUUAACAAGCAUUGUAAAAUAAAUCGGUUUAAAUCAAUUAAAAUUAAUGCUGCACACUUGAAAUUUAUCCCAAUAAAAGCAUGCUUGCAUGUUAUUUAUGACAAUCAAUUUGUCAGGGCGGGACUCAACAGACUGAUUCAAAACAAGUCAUGAAUGUCUUUACUUCAAACCAUGGUUGACAUUCAAAUACAUGUACAAUGAUGCCAAUAAAAUUAUUGACUGCUGCCGCGUUUCAUUCGCAGAUAAUGCAAUCACAAAAUAACUUCAAGCCUGUGUUUAAACUGAUGUGUUUAUAUGAUUUGGGUUGGACAUGAGCACAAUAAACGCUGUAAUUAAUCGGUCAUUGAUCUUAUUAUUAUAAACAACUUUUUAUUUAAUAGCUUUGUCCAUAGAAUAAAGUCCUAUGCUGUAUGUCCAGUAAUUGUAAAUGCUCAGAUAAAUUAAAAUCAUUCCAAUGAGUAUAGCACUUUUUCAAAUAUUCAAGGAAAAGAAACUAUGAAAAUAUUUAACCAGUUUUUUUUUUAAUAAAUUAAAAUGCAUGUGUAUGCAUUUAUUUAAUAACAUCAGAAAUGAAAGUAAUUUUAAACAUGCUCUUUAGAAAUGGUAGAUACAUGUACAAAAAUAUAUUGGGUCUUUUAAAAGGCUUUUGAUGAUGGUAUUAAAAGUAUUUUCAAUACUCAUUGUAAAUUUUUGUAUAUAUUCAAUUUAAAAAUUAUUGAUUAUGUAGAAAAACAUGUACAUCGAAAACUAUUUUAAUAGAAAUACUUUGUAGGCAUUUUAAACUUGUUAUUUUGUAUGAUUUUAUACGGUUGUUGUGCAUAUUCCAUGUAUACAUUUCCCAUUUUUAUAAAAAUUUCAUCACCAUUUAUUAAGUACUACAGUCAAAACUCGUUGGCUUGAUUUCGCUAAGCUUGAUUUCCUCGUAAGCUCAAACUGGAUGUGAGGACUGAUUUUGUUUCAUUCUUUGUAAGCAUUCCUGCUUGGCUGGAUAUUCGCGAGGCUCGAAGUAUUUUGGUUGAUCCCUUUGAUAUCGAGCCAACAAGUUUCGACUGUAGUUUCAUAGAGUUAAAUCAGUAUUGAGAACACUGUGACUUCUUGGAUUUGUUGUAUUGUCGGUGACUGCAACAUACGGAUGCUUAGUGUUUAGGCUCAUGUCUCUGAUAAUGGGAUGACAUGACGGAGUCACAAUUAAUUAUUUAGAAUGGCUCUGGCAACCAAAAGUCCAUGAAUUAGAUUACAGAACUGCCAAAUUUUCAUUAAGUCAUUAAUCAGUUUUACUAAGUGAGUUAUUUAGAAGCUCACAUGUGUGUUCUGACUAGUUUAAAGGCAUUUGUAUGGCAUAUCGCACUGAACACUAAGAAAGUGAACAUUUAUUUUGGUCGUCUAAACAAUUAGUCGGCAUUGGGCUGCGCCUGGCUUGCUGACUUAACCAUUUAGAAGACUGAAGAUAAACACUUUCUAUUGCUUACCUGUUCUAAAAUGAGUAUUGUUUUUUUCUAGUAUCUAUUGUGUACAUUGUUGAUGUGUUUACUUUGUAUGGUUAUGUUUGUAUGAUGACUUUAGUACCUCCUAGUGGACCUUAUUCUCGAAUACCACUUUUUGCCACGCUAGACACUGCAUCGUUUCAGCUGGAUACUGGUAUAUCUGCUCCGUUUCAAACAAAUAAAAUCCAAGUUUCGAACUAUCCAGUCGUUGUUGAGAUUUUAGUGCAAAAAUCGGCUAAAAACGGUAUCCCCCACAAAGGAUUAUUCUACACUUAGUUGAUUGCAGAAUGAAACAAAUACUGGUUAAUCUCUGGUCAUGGUUUUAACAAUAUUCCGGCCUUAAGUCUUCGGAAUGAUUGCUUAAACUAUACUCUAAUCCAGAAAUUCUACCUCUGAUAUUUUACUGUAACAAAAGUACAUAAAAUUCAUCUUUUGACACAUUUUGGACUACCAAUCAUUUUUAUGCCCCCACAAAGUGGCGGCAUAUAGGGUUGCCCUUGUCCGUACGUACGUACGUACGUACGUACGUACGUACGUACGUCCCGAAGAUUGUUUCCGAUCUAAUUCUUGAAAACCGUUUGUCCAAUCCUCACCAAACUUUAAACACAUGAUUGUGACCAUAAUAUCUUGAUCAAGUUCGAUAGUCAUGGAAAUCGCUUUAGUCAUUUAGGAGUUACGGCCCUUUUUUGCCAAAAAUUCCCGAAGAUUGUUUCCGAUCUAAUUCUUGAAAACCGUUUGUCCAAUCCUCACCAAACUUUAAACACAUGUUUGUGACCAUAAUAUCUUGAUCAAGUUCGAUAGUCAUGGAAAUCGCUUUAGUCAUUUAGGAGUUACGGCCCUUUUUUGCCAAAAAUACUUCAAAAAUAUAUGUUUCCAAUCUAAUUCUUGAAAAGUAUGUGUCCAAUCCUCACCAAACUUUACAUACAUGAUUGUGACCAUAAUAUCUUGAUCAAGUUCGAUAGCCAUGGAAAUCGCUUUUGUCAUUUAGGAGUUACGGCCCUUUAUUUGCAAAAAAAGACUUGAAAAAUACGUCCCGAAGAUUGUUUCCGAUCUAAUUCUUGAAAACUGUUUGUCCAAUCCUCACCAAACUUUUAACACAUGUUUGUGACCAUAAUAUCUUGAUCAAGUUCGAUAGCCAUGGAAAUCGCUUUAAUCAUUUAGGAGUUAGGGCCCUCAGAUUAUCCUGAAUAAUCAUUAUGGCUUAUUUUCUGUGACAAAAAAUCGAAGUGGGGGCAUCCGUGUCCUAUGGACACAUUUCUAGUUAAAGUUAGGAGUCAUAUUUAUGUAAAUAACACCAAAAUAAAAAUAAAACUGUCAGCAUUCAUAUAGUCAUAGUAACGUAUGUAAAAUAUACUGUAUGUAUAUGUAACUUUGGUUAAAGCAUUUUUACCCAUCACACUAUAUUAGUUAGUAGUUGUUUUUAAUUAUCUUAUCUUUAGUAUAAUUAUGUAAAUAUGUAAUAGCUGUAUAUAUCUUACCAUUUACACAUUACAAUGUCAUGUAUGUCCCCCGUUCCUUUGUGUUUAUUUCACACAAAUCAUUAAAGAUUUUAAAAGCCAUUAUUCAAUUAUUUUUUUAUGAAAUUCAUUACUGGCAUAUUUAUUUUUAAUAUUGUUCUAAAUUUUUACAAUAAUUUUUUUCAAUUUUUCAUAUUGAGCAAUUUUAUCUUUAACAGCAAAAUGUAGCGGGUUCUGCUUUAGUUUGAAUGGUAUUUUUAUUUUUAAAGUUGUAAGUUUCGGGUAUGCAUUCAACAAGACCUUAAAUUGUAUAUCUACAAAUGUAUAGCCAAAUGCUUACAUUUUUGGAUCAUUUCCUUAAGCGAAAGGACUUAAAGUGGGAAAUCCACAUCUCCAAAUUUUUUCAAAGCAAAGAUCCUUAUAAUAGAUUCCUGUCGCAUGAUUGUCAAAUAUCAAAUUUUGGCGCCAAGCUUUAACAUUUUGUAACAAGACUUUGAAUUGCUGUUACUUUUUUUACUUUAUAUAUUUUGAAAACUCUGAAAACUUUUUUAUGGUUUAAGAACAUAUUUGUGAAAAACUAGUUGAAAAUGUUUAAUAUUACCACCGAACAGACAAUUUCUCUCCCAUUAAGUGUACUUCAGUUGUUGUUUUCCUGUACUCUAUGGAUUUCAAUGUUUGAUGGGUUUUUUCCUUAUACAUAUUUUCUUAUAUCAUUUUAUGAAUUAAAUAACGAUUGGAAAACUGUUCAAAACAGUGAAAUUUUGUACAUUAAAUUAAUGAACAUUUUAAUAAAUAAAUCAUGAGAAGCAAAAAACAACAGCCUAAAAAAAUAUUUUGCCACAUUUUAAACCAAUCAAUUGAAUGUUAAUUGCUUGCAUUUAGAUGUAUUUUUUUUCAGCUGUUCAUAAUUGAAUUACUCUUCCACCAACGAUGGAUCUGCCUGCUUAUAAUUUAUUUGUCAUUCAUUUUGUUAAACUUUUCUUCAUUUCAUUAGAUCCAGGUACUCCCGAGCAGGUCAGAGAAAUCUGAGACUUAUACAAGGCACCGUAGAAUAUCACUGAUUUUCUUAAAGGCUUUUGCAGGAUUGAAAUACAUUUUUCUCAUCAAUUGAAUGUUGUAUGUAUACAUGUACUGUACUGUAAUGACAAUAACUUGUUAUACAAUGUACAAAUAGUUAAUAAAAUGGUGAUUU